This is a messenger RNA of Closterium sp. Naga37s-1, 1134 nucleotides long. Lineage: Eukaryota; Viridiplantae; Streptophyta; Zygnematophyceae; Desmidiales; Closteriaceae. The record is from the annotation of a GenBank genome assembly.
AUGCCAAAUGGCGCACGAUCGGCGCAGAUCAUCAAUUCACCAAUCAAAGCUGGGAGUACGGGCAAUGUGUGCGCGCGGUCGUGGAUGUUUCGGCACCUCGUGAUCUUCCCGUUACGUCGUCGGGAGUUUAUACCUGUGUGUCGUUCUCCCCGUCAAGGCCAUCCAUCGUUACCGGAAUCUCACAGCCCAGCAUCUCUUGCCAUCAUGUUGCCGUCAGUAGCCGUGGCGUUGGUGCUGCUCGCCGCGUCCAUUCCGGCGUCGGACGCGCAAGUUCGGCCCGGCUGCAUCCGGAAGUACCAAUGCCCGCGUCGCGGCAGCAAUCAGUGCGGUCUCUACUACGUCUGCUCCGAUUCUGCGAAUCCCAAACCGCCCUACACCCUGCAGACCUGUGACACAUGCGGAUUUCGAGACAACGUUAAGGCGUAUACUGACGUUUGCAACUAUCUGACAGGCCGGUGCAACAAGAAUGUCAUUGAUGGCAAGCCUUACCGCCGAAAGUAUCUCGAGGAGCUCUUCCGUCGUCAGCUGGAGGAGGAAAAGCGGCGGGCUGAGUCAGCUGUGACGUGUCCAGUGGAUUGCGUGCGGGAGGUUCGGACUAUGGCUGAUCUGGAAGCGGAGUUGCUUACAGCGGAGCAGAAUAUGCAGCUGGUGGUUGUGGAUUUCUACAAUUCGUCAUGUGGCUCCUGUAGAUACAUUCUUCCUAAGUUCAUUGACCUCUGCAAAUCAGGCUGUCAGGGUGACUCCGAGUGUGCAGUGGAUGGAUUUGCAAUUUCAGACAACACCACACCUGAUAGGGUUACAACGGACGGUGUUACAAACAAUGUUCUUCCAGGAAACCUGGAUAAGAAUAAUGAGGUCGAUAUGAGUGUAGCAGCAGCAGCUGAAGAGAGCAAGGAUGCAGAUGCUGUUGACUCUGAAAUCGUGCGGCAGGAGUUUUCAGCCGUUCGAUUUCUCAAGCACAAUGUUCGGGACGACUAUGACGAUUUAACGGAAAUCGCCCUACUUUAUCGCAUUAAGCUGGUUCCCGCCUUUGCCUUCUUCAAGGACGGUUCAUGCAUUGGCCAGAUCGCAACAAGAGACACUUCCAGGGUGGCAGCUGCGUUGGCAAUCCUGCUAUCAGGGCAGAAGCUGUGA